Molecule: messenger RNA, 1575 nt
Organism: Mugil cephalus (flathead mullet)
Lineage: Eukaryota; Metazoa; Chordata; Actinopteri; Mugiliformes; Mugilidae
Gene: krt94
Product: keratin 94
Exons: 8
Coding region: 95-1333 (412 amino acids)
Molecular function (GO): structural molecule activity
Source: RefSeq, a predicted model, not a curated record
CCUCCCUCUAUCAAACUCCACAGUCCUGCCAAAGUCUACAGCUGUGUAACGGCCCUCUCUCCUCGUGUCCUCUCUUGACCAGCAGACAGCCAUCAUGUUUUACAGCCAGAGCAUCUCCAGCGGUCCCUCCAUCAUGAGACAGAGCCGCAGCUACACAUCAAGUGCUGCUCCCCACAAGGCUCACAGCGUGUCUGGGCUCAGCUUCAGGCAAGCCCCUCGCAUCUCUUCCUCCAGCGUUCGCAUGGUCUCCUCUGGGUAUGGAGGUGGCCUGGGGAUGGGAAUGGGUGGAGGCUUCGACCUGUCCAACGCCCUGGACCACAGCUCCGUGCACCUGAACGAGAAGGCCACCAUGCAGAACCUGAAUGACCGUCUGGCCUCCUACCUUGACAAGGUCCGCUCCCUGGAGGCGGCCAACGCCAAGCUGGAGUUGCAGAUCAAAGAGUACUACGAGAAGAAGGGACCCGCAGCAGAGAGGGACUACAGCAACUACUGGGCCAUUAUCAACGACCUGAAGGACAAGAUCCAUGCUGCCACCGUUGGAAAUGCCAACAUCCUGCUCCAGAUUGACAACUCCAAACUGGCUGCCGAUGACUUCAGAACUAAGUUCGAGCAUGAGCAGAUGAUGCGCCUGUCCGUCGAGGCUGACAUCGCCAACCUCCGCCGCCUGCUUGACCAGACCACGCUCACAAAGGCUGACCUGGAGAUGCAGAUCGAAGGCCUGCAGGAUGAGCUGGCCUACCUCAAGAAGAAUCACGCAGAGGAGCUGGCAGCAAUGCGUUCUCAGCUCACAGGCACAAUCAACGUGGAGGUGGACGCCGCACCUCAGCAAGACCUGAACAGAGUUCUUGAUGAGAUCCGCGCACAGUACGAAGCCAUCACUGACAAACACCGUCGCGACCAGGAGGCCUGGUUCAACGAGAAGUCGGCAACGCUGACCAAGGAGGUGCAGAUCAGCACAGAGACCAUCCAGACGUCCAAGACAGAGAUCAAUGACCUGCGGCGAACACUUCAGGGCCUGGAGAUUGAGCUGCAGUCUCAGCUCAGCAUGAAAGGGGCUCUGGAGAACACGUUAGCAGAGACAGAGGCUCGUUACAGCGCCAUGCUCAGCGGCUACCAGAACACAAUCAACAUGCUCGAGGCGGAGCUCAGCAACGUGCGCUCCAGCAUCGAGCAACAGGGCCAUGAGUACAGGAUGCUGCUGGACAUCAAGACAAGGCUGGAGCAGGAGAUCGCAACCUAUAGGCGCCUGCUGGAAACAGAGGAGUCCAGGCCACUCGUCACAGGAGGCUCAAAAACCACAGUCACAACCACCACUGUGCGCUCUUCCAGCUAAGAGGUCCAGCUGGCAGGACAAGCUGUUCUCAGACGCGCACACACAUUCACACACAUACUCUGACCGAUGAAACUGUUACAGGAGAUGAGCGAAACAGUACUGGAAAGACCUGAGAUAAGCUGAAAAUGAAACCUGUGUUAAAGCGAAAAGUAUUUGCAAUUCAAAAUAAGAAAUUCCUGAUGUACUGUGUGUGUUCGCGUGUGCGUGACCUGUCUGAAAAAUAAAACUGCUGGUGAAUGUAA